AGUUGCUAGGCAAUUGAGCGUAAAUCCUCAAGAUGGACGACAUACUGGAAUACACAGGUAGCAGCUACAAUGGUGAUUAUACUAAUGGAAGGAUGGAAGGGAAAGGGAGAUAUGGUUUCCCCACUGACACCAGGUAUGAGGGGGAGAUGAAAGAUGGCAUGUUUCAUGGGAAAGGCUCACUUUUCUUCCCUAAUGGAAGUCGUUAUGAAGCUAUCUGGGAAAAUGGAGUUGCCAAAGAGGGUAAAUACACCUUUGCUGAUGGGCUUAUGUAUGAGGAAGAGGACUGGAAGUAUUGUGAUGGCUAUGACAGGAGGUUUUACACAGAAAUUACUGGAAACCUCAGACCUGCUGGUCAUGAGUCAUUAGUCAAUAACGAACCCAGGCACGUAAUCCCUGAAGGACAUUAUGAUUGUGGGGAUGGCUUCUACAAUCCUAAAACCAGAGUUGUCGUUGAUUACAAUCUUAAAUUUUUGCGAAAUGCAGAUGAGGAUGAGCACAACUGGAUAAUAAAAACUUGCCUCAAGGGAUGGGAUGAAUACAUUGGUUUCACACCUAAAAUUACAGCCUAGCCUAGUCAGAUCAGAAUAUUAUUUUGUACAUACAUGUUUUAUGCAGAACAUUUUUAUACUUUACUUACAGUGGAACAAUGCUCGGAAGUUUUAGAAUCUAAACUUUGUGUCAUAAGUUUUACAUUUUGGAUGUUGGUUUCUAGUCUGGAAUUGUAAGAAGGAUAAUAAUCUUUUAUUGAUUUAUAUUAUGUUUUAAAAGUAGGCUAAUAUGUGCUGAAUUUAUUUCUGUAAUACUCUAAAUUUACUUUUAACUUAACAAGGCUCUAAGCUAACAUUAGAUGAAUGAAUAGAAUACUGUGGUGGUACACUUCUCCUAAAAGCUGAGCCAAGAUUAAGGUCACAAUAUGACCUAGGUUCAAGGUCAUUAGUAGAAAUGGUUCAGUUCUAAUUAUUUCCUAGAAGCCAAAUUCAUUUUCACAGUCUUUUGAGAAGAAAUAUAAAUAAAAGCAUAAAAUAAUUCAAUUCUAUAGGCCUAUUCAAUAUGUAAUACAAAAUACCUUCUAUUUUAAUAAACUUGAUAAAAAUCUGUUUAAAUAUUUUGAGAACCAUCAAACUCUACAUGUAACACAACUAAAGUAAUAAAAUUAAAACACUGAAAAUAGCAAGCUUAUGACUUAAAUUAUUAUAAAAUUUGAAAGCAUUGUUGCAGUUUGUACAACUAUUGUUAUUUAUGUUCAUGCUUUGAUUUAACUGUUAAAAUAUUAAUCUAAUGAAAGUUUGUUGUGUUUUGGCUGUUAUGAUUCUCAUGAAGCUGACAACAAACAAUUUUUUUUGUUUUUCUAUAAUUAAGUGGUUAAAAAAAAAAGAAGUGCAGUUUUUCUCACUAAGAUACGCAAGUGAUUAAAAAUUUUAAAACUAGUUGUAGCUAAAACGAGAGAAAAAUAAUACUAGUUCCUUCUUUUAUUUAGUAGUAAAUUUUAAAAUUGAACCACCAUUUUUUUGUAGAGCAAAGGAAAAAAAGCUGGUAGACUUUGUAGGACUUCAUAUAGACGUACUUUCUGACAUAUGUAGUUGAAUGUUCAACCACUAACCCAUUGUGGUUUUGUUGUGCACACUGACCCCUUCACCCCCCACCCCCACAGGCCAACAAACAGAUGUUAGCAAAUUAGACCUUAAUAUUGAAUUAAGUAUUAUUCCUGCUUUUAAAAUUCUCUGAAUAUCGGUGCAUUAUUUUAAUUCUCAAAUUAUUUAAAAUAUGUUUUUAUGUUGAUGUUUGAAUAAACUGAAUGAACAAAAUUUA
Molecule: messenger RNA, 1809 nt
Organism: Physella acuta
Lineage: Eukaryota; Metazoa; Mollusca; Gastropoda; Physidae
Product: MORN repeat-containing protein 5
Source: RefSeq, a predicted model, not a curated record